Molecule: messenger RNA, 1165 nt
Organism: Urocitellus parryii (Arctic ground squirrel)
Lineage: Eukaryota; Metazoa; Chordata; Mammalia; Rodentia; Sciuridae
Source: RefSeq, a predicted model, not a curated record
AUGACCCCGGGCGCUGACCCACAAAGAAGACUCGGACCAGAGCAGACACAGAAUGCUUUCACUUGUGCGGGUGCAGGGCAGCGAAGUCGCCUGCCAACCGCGAGCCCCGGGAGCCGCCCCCAGACCCAGCCCGGGGCCCAAAAGCCCGGUGCCCAGAGCCCAGCCAAGCGCGACCGAGGACGCUGGACCUGGUCCAGCGCGGCCGCCCGAUGCAGACAGGGCAAGAGCGCUGGCCGCCGCCCCAGCUCCAGGAAUCAGCGGGGGCCCAGCGCAGGCUCCCGCGAGCGGGSCGGCGACUGCGGUGGCUCCCUCGCCAGGCUGGUGCCAGCGCCCGCCACACGGCUGCGCCCCACCGCGCUACGCCUAGGGCGGGCUCGGUGGCGCUGCGCAUGCGCGGCGUCUGGGUCGGCUCGGGGGCUCUGCGCACGCGCGGCAUCGGCCCCGCCCCCUCGCUGGGCUGCUCGGGCUCCGCCGGCGGCAGCUCGGAGAGCGGAGGCUGCGCACGUCGGUGAGCGUAGGGGACCGUCGGUAGUGAAGCGGCAGGUCCUGCGACCUCCUGCGCCCCCCAGCGUCCCUGGAUACUACCGGUGGGCCCUGGAGGGCCGAGGCCGGUGGGGGCCCCGGACGCAGGUGGGACUGAGCCCGCGGAGCAGGUGUGCCACGCGGGGUGCUCGCGGGCCCGUCAGUCGGUGCAGCCGGCGGCCGCGGGGGCAGCCCUCGCGCACGUUGACACGACGGUGCCAGAACGCGCGUGCUGUGCGUCUGGGGCGAGACCCCGAGCUCUGGAGCCUGAAAGGCUGGCAUCAGUUCCCGCUCUGUCACCUGUUAGGUGGCCUGGGUCCAGGUUUCAGCUUCUUGCAACAAAGUAGCCCUUGUGAAGUAGGAAGAAGGGCCCCUCUGUGAACAAUAGUUUUACCUGGAAGAGAAACCUCUCUGACUUAAGCUCUUUCUCCAGAGCUUCAGAGCAAGAGACAAGAUCCCAAGAAGAAGCAGAUCCUAGAUUUGCAUGAUCAGAAGCAGUUCUUGUUCCUCCUGCCCAGGUUGAGCCUGACUUGCUGACAGUGCCAACUCCAGAAGCCACCGCAGACUGUGACAGUAGAAAAUUUGGGCCAGCUUUGAGCAUAGCAGGGUGAAGCAGGGAGGCCCAGGGACAGGUUGCCGGGGG